CUCGGAGAUAAGCCCACCAGCUUCCAGAAUAUUCUGAUCAAAGUUCAAGUGGAACGAUGUCUAAUGAGCUAUUUUUAGAAACUGUGUAUAUUUUCCAAAUGUGGCCGGUCUCUAAUCGACGCCGGUGUCUAAUAGUGGCCGGGCUCCUUAAGAAUAAGAUCUGCCAUCCUUUCCUCGGUCAGGCGGAGCGGACGGGUGUUGUUUUUUAUUUUUAUUUUUUGUACCAGUUUGUAUUGUGAGCCAGGGUCGCGAUGGCCAAGAAACGCUCAUUCGAUUUAGCGUUUAAACUUCGUGCGGUGGCGUACGCCAAAGAACAUUCAGGCGAGGAAUCCGCUCGACAUUUUGGGGUGGAUUCUAAACGGAUCCGAGAAUGGCGCAAGCAGAUGGGGGAUAUGGAGAAAACUAUCGCAGAAAAAGGAGCAACAAGCAAACGAUUGCGGGGUGGAGGUGCAAAGAAAGCCAGCGACGAAUUGGAAAACCUGGUUUUAACGUGGAUUACUGAGCAAAGGCGGAAAGGUGGGCGUGUCUCCAGGAAGAUGAUCCGCAUGAAAGCCAAGAAGAUUUUUGAUAAGGAGAUUGAUGAGGCCUCAAAGAGGAAAGAAACGUUCACAGCCAGUUCUGGUUGGCUUGAUAAAUUUAUGAAACGCCACCAGUUAUUGCUCCGUCGGAAGACGGCGCCGGCUCAGAAGGAUCCAGACCAAGUUGUUCACCGGCUUGUCUCUUUUGUCACGUCGGUUGCCAAUAAGCGAACUGCAGAUGGCAUCGAGGACGGCGAAAUCAUUGCAAUGGACGAGACAUCUGCUUGGUUCGACAUGCCUGGACCCACAACAGCCGAGCCCGCCGGCAGCAGGAGUGAUGUCAUGAACGCAUCCGGUCACGAGAAGUCGCAUUUCACCGUGACCUUGGCGGCGAAAGCGAAUGGCGCAAAAUUGAAGCCGUUGAUUGUGUUUCGGGACGCAAAGCGAGAAGUGGCAAGACUGCAAGAUGUCCAAGAAGCUGCGGUGGCGACCUCAAUCAACGGAUGGAUGAAUCAGGAGCUAACAGAAAUGUGGUGUCAGAAAGUUUGCAGCGGUUUUGGUCUCCGGAAGAGUCUUCUAGUCUGGGAUGCUGACCACUGUCACAUCAGUAAGGAAACAAAAGAAGAGCUGAAGAAGUACAACGUGUCAAUGACGGUUAUCCCCAAUGGCUGCACCAAGUACGUCCAACCUGCUGAUAUCUGGGGCAAGCCCUUUAAAGAUAAGCUCAGAGAAUUGUACGCCAAGUGGAUGGUCGGGGACGAAGAUAAGGAGUGGACAUCUGGCGGGAAUUUGAAAGCGCCCGCACUGCGUUUGUUGGUUACAUGGAUAAUAUCGGCUUGGCAAGACAUCCCCCCAGAGACGAUAAGAAAAUCCUUCAAGGAUUGUGGAAUCACGAAUGCAUGCGAUGGAUCCGAGGAUCAUCUCAUCCACUGCUUUAAGGACGGCCAGCCAUGCCACGCCGGGAUGGCGAAACUGCAAACUGUGCGGCGAGCAACGGGAGCACUCGUGCCUCCAUUACAAGAAGAGGAAGAUGAAGAAGAGCUGGCGAAUGACGAAGCACCGAUUUCCGACUCAGACGACGAUGUCGUCCCCCAGGAUUAUGUGACCGAAGAGGAGGAUCUCUGCAACCAGCAGAGGAACUACAGAGUGGAACAGGUAGAACCAGAACCUCCAUAUAUUAAAAAGGAACUGCAGGAACCAGAACCACCACAGAUGAAAGGGGAGCAGGAAGAACAAGAACCUCCGCUGAUUAAAGAGGAGCAAGAAGAGUUUUGCAUUAGUCUGGAUGAGGAGCUAUUUGAUGUGAAGCAGGAGACUGAUGCCUCGAUGGAGAUUCCGUCUUUUGAGGAAGAUGAGAGCAGUGAAGCAGAUCUAAACAAUCAGCAGAGUGAUAGUCAGAAUGAAGAAGGAAACCAACAUGAAGAAUCAACAUCAACGGAUGGAGAGACGGACCAAAAUGUGGACAGCUCUCACAAGUCAGAAAGUCGGUGUGACUCUGGUGUUGGAGAAAAAUUCAAGAAGGCGACAUCAGUUGAAGAACGCAAACAAUCUCCAAACGAAAUGGUGCCUCCCUCUGUAAAGUCUGGUGAAAGCUCAAAAAUUGUUAGCGAUCUCUUUCUCUACGUGAAAACAGAUUCAGAUGACACACUUUAUAUCUGCACAGAAUGCGGCAAAAGUUUUGGUUUCUGGGCUCAGUUCAGACUUCACAUGAAAAUCCAUUCAGGAGAGAAGCGUUACACUUGCAAAGAAUGUGAUAAAAGUUUUAGUCGAAAUUCUCAUCUUAAAGCACACAUAAGAACUCACACAGGAGAAAAGCCUUUUGCUUGUAAAGAAUGUGGUAGAUGUUUUAGUGUAGUAUCUCAACUUAAAAGACACAUGAGAACUCAUACAGGAGAAAAGCCCUUUACUUGUAAAAUAUGUGAAAAAUGUUUUAGUCAAAUAUCUAGUCUCAACACACACAUGAAAACUCACACAGGUGAGAAGCCUUUUUCUUGUAAAGAAUGUGAUAAAGGUUUUACUCAAAUAUCUGAUCUCAAAAAACACAUGAGAACUCACACAGGAGAAAAGCCCUUUCCUUGUACAGAAUGUAAUAAAAAUUUUAGUUGUGUAUCUAGUCUCAGAACACACAUGAGAACUCACACAGGAGAGAAGCCUUUUUCUUGUAAAGAAUGUAAUAAAAGUUUUACUCAAAUAUCUAGUCUUAAAACACACAUGAGAACUCACACGGGAGAGAAGCCUUUUUCGUGCAAAGAAUGCGAUGCAAGUUUCAGCGACGUAUCUAACCUCAAAAGACACCUAAAAACUCAUACAUGAGAGAAGUCUUUUGGUUGCCAAACAAUGUAAUAAAGGAUCAAGUGUAAACUCUAAACUCAAGUAAAGUCAGCAAAGAACUUGUGUAGUAAAAGACAAUAGGAGAAGGAAGAAAGAUUGUAAAUAACAUUUCUAUUCCAUACAGAAAAGUUCACCUUUCGACAAGAAAUAGGAAUUUUAUAUGAAACUAUUACAUUUAGAUUGAAAUAUUUUAAGCCGUUUUAUUUUACAGACUUUAUUUUACAGGUUAAAAAAAAUAGUUUGAUCUCAGAAAAUUUAAAAAACUACAAAAAAGUUUUUAAUAUUUUAAAAUCCAGAGGUCCGACUCCAAUUUUCUAAUUUACUCCUAACACUACCUAUGAUCAGUUUUUCAGAGGAAGAUGACACUCUAGACCCAACAAUGAAGAUGACCUGAAGUCCGUUAUCAAAGCAACCUGAGCUUUCAUUGCAUGAACACAGAACCGCAGGCUGAUGUCCUCCGUACCACAUUGAUGAAUGGAAAUGAACAGUUUUCUGAAAACAUCCUUUUUAAGAGUUUUGUAAGAUACUUUACUUUUCUAAGGAACUUAUUUAUAGGUUAAUCAUAUAUUCAUUCAUUUAUUCAUCUUCUCAUCCGUUUUUCACUUUCGGGGUCACGGGGCUGCCGGAGCCUAUCCCGGCAGACGUAGGUUAAUCAUAUAUUAGCUACAAAUAUCAAAAUAAUGAAGGAUUAAGCAUUUCAGCCUAUGUGUAAUGAAUAUGAGUUUCACUUUUUGAAUUUAUGGACAAAAACUUUUUCAAAAAUUUCUUUUAGAUGUACCUGUAAAUAGAAAUGUGUUGUUUUCAAGUAUUGGUUUAUUCUUUAUCUCUUGAAUGGCCUUAUUGUAAUAGUAGUUUAUGCUGAGACAGUGUGUGUGUUUCCAUGACAACACUAGACAUAUUUUGUAUAUAUUUUUAUUUCCAAUACUUCUUAUGUCUUUAGUCAACAUUUCAUUCUUGUUUCAAAUAAAAAAAUGAUAAUUGCAGUUUAUUUUUUGUUGGGUCAUGUGAUUAAGUAACCAUUUAGUGAGGAAAAGUUUCCCAGACAUGUAUUAAGGAAGAUGCAGAUAAAGAAACAGACUGGUAUUUCUGUCUUUUGUCUGUUAUUCAUGUUUUCUAGUAGAGAUUAGAAUUGUUUAUCUGUUCUUUUUAGUUCUCAGUGUUCUGUCCCAAUCUUUACUGUGAAGAAUAAAGUGGACGUGAACAUCA
Molecule: messenger RNA, 4055 nt
Organism: Oryzias latipes (Japanese medaka)
Lineage: Eukaryota; Metazoa; Chordata; Actinopteri; Beloniformes; Adrianichthyidae
Biological process (GO): regulation of gene expression
Cellular component (GO): nucleus
Molecular function (GO): nucleic acid binding
Source: RefSeq, a predicted model, not a curated record